Anguilla rostrata (American eel) is the source of this 2718-nucleotide messenger RNA. RefSeq lists its product as uncharacterized. Lineage: Eukaryota; Metazoa; Chordata; Actinopteri; Anguilliformes; Anguillidae. The record is from RefSeq and is a predicted model, not a curated record. Bases 311 to 2689 code for a protein of 792 amino acids. The transcript has 20 exons.
GAGGAGGAAUCGUAGGCCUACUAGUUCAAUAGCUAAUAACUUGUGAUAAGGUUGGACAAAAUUCCAAUGGACUUUUAAACCAAAAAUAUUGUCCCUGCGUAGCCUAAUCCACGCAAACAGAAAAUUAAAGCAGCACCUCUAAUACCUUUAGAACUGAAGAAACGUCCAUAAUUGCUUGCAGGUGGUUUGUUUGCUCUUAAUUGGCCAAUACGACUAAGCAGGUUUACGCACGGGGUCGAUCCAUUUUACUUUCGGGACGAAUGGCUAAAUCAAUGUAUCGAAUAGGCUACUGGAUCUCAAACACUAUAUAAUGCGAUCACUUCUCUUCCGGGGAGUUACCUCACUGUUCAUGAUUCUCUCGGCCAGUGUGUACUCUGACGUAGUGGCGCAAGGUGCAAGUGUUGCUGAAUGCAGAGACCGCUACUUCUUGAUUUCGACAGACUUGAACUUCACUGGAAAUGACUUCUGGUUUGAAAUUGUUGAUAAUGGAGUGCAUAAGCUGGAGACCAACUAUGCGGCAGAGUGUGGCUACACUUUAAGCACAGUCAAUGCAAAAGGAUUCAUGACCCUCAGAGUGUCCUACUUUGCCUGUCAUGUGGAAAGUAAGAAUGAUACAGAGUUCACCCUGCACUAUCAGAUCAUAAAAUUGGAUGAGAGAGGGAAGAAGACCACACACCCCUCACAGAUCACCUGUGCACUGGACAGAGAUUGGAAGCCCAGGGAGGUGGUUUGUGAAGAGAAUUACAUGGAGGUGUCGGUCAGGUGGAACAUUUUCAGGCUCUCAGAGUCCCCCACAAGAAAAGACUGGGACAUGGUUCCUUCUGGUGAUACAAGGCUGUCAGAAUGGCAAAUCCUGAUUAAGAGGUCUGGUGCUAAGCCCAUCUUGCUGUCUUUUGAGGAGGCCCGCAAUCAGGGGUACAUUGUGACUACUACUGCACAUCGUAUUGUCUUCCGUUCCCCCUACAACAAGACCUUGGCAGAAAUCCAAAUGGUAGAUGGCAUUGAAGUAGAGAUGAUCAACGCCACAGUUAUUUUCAGACAGAACUGGGUCCUGGUGACAAUCGAGACAGUUCCUGCCUGUGCCAUAAAUCCAGGGACUUUCAAUGAUUCACAUCUGGGAUGGACUGUCCCUAAGGUCAUGCGACCUCUGACACAAUCUCGCUCCACGUUUGAGGAAAAGGCCAUCCAGAUGGGUGUGGAUGGACACGUGGUGGACAGGGCCAUUAUGAAAACUGCGAACUACAAGCUGGGUAUAUCUGGGCCAUAUGUGACAGUUUCUGUCCCUAUUUGGGCAUUCGGAGGGGUAAAUGAGAGCUGUGUCAUUAAUAACCAGUACCACAGUCGGUACACGAUCCGAUUCUACCUUCAACACCUCUGGGCAGAUGAUAUGUUUGAAGAGACAGAGCAUCGCAGUUUUAGGGUCGUGAGGAGCUCGUACAUUCGCAGGGUGCCAUUCACAGUUGACCAAACUGUAAUUGAGGAGCGCAUCUUCACUGUGCGUUUGGGAAACAUUCCUUAUGAUGUGGACCUGACUGCAGUGAACCUCAACGGAGAGCCCUUUACUGUGCCUGAGGCAAUUCAAAGUGGCUAUCCCAUCACAAAUGUCCCUCACUCUAAUGGAACCCAUGCCUGUGUUAUCAGGGUUCCUAUUGAUGACCCCAUUGUGCUUAAGAUGCACUUGGGAGAGGGCAUUGUUCAGUUCUUCUUGGAAAUAACCUACACUCUGGACAUCAUGCCGCAAAGAGAUCCAUACUAUCAUCCAGCAUCUGUUGUGGCUCUGCACAAGGAUUACUUCCCUCCUGUCUUGAAUGCGGUCUGCACAGAGAAGGGAAUUAUCUUCAAGAUUGACCGAAAGAAACUGGGGUCUAUGUGGGAGGUCAGUAUUGGAGAUUAUGCCCUUACUCCUGAGUUGGCAGCAAAGCAUGGCUACAUCCUGUUGAAUAACAGCCAGAGCAUGACCCUGGAGGUUCCCCUUUUCACCACUGGCUAUGCAUAUGAGGACAUCAACUUGAGGCAAUUCUUUGGUACUUUUGAAAUUGUCUCAAGAGACAUCAGAACUCAGAAGAUUGCAGAAACAAUAGUGAAGCGCUGCCUCUUCAAAACAAAUGAGCUCAUUGUGUGUGCACCCGAUGGAGUAGUCACCGUGGUGAUCAGCACAACCACAACAUUACCAAGAGUGGAUCCAUGGCAAACCACUCUUCUAGACAAACUCUGCAAACCUAAGGAAUCUGAUGAGACUCGAGCUCUCUUUACUUUUCACGCGAACACAUGUGGAACCAGAAUUAUGGUUAAUGGCAACUACUUGACCUAUGAAAAUGAAGUGGUGUUUAAUAGGGAAAUGAUUCCAGCCCACCAGGCAGCUAUCACCAGGGAUCCUGAAUUCAGGCUUACUGUAAAUUGCAUUUACUUAAUAAAUGAUACGGCCAGACUAUACACUGACAAGAAGGAGGAACCACAAGUGUCUGGUGUGGGAUCCAUUACUGCGACCAGGAGGUACUUUGACCAUGGGCAGAUGAAUGUGUCAAACAUACACAGUGGCAUUGUGAGAGGUAGCAAAUCUGAAGACUUGAAUGAAACAUUAAAUGAAAUGGAAGAAUACAAUUCUACAUUCCCAUAUGUGCCAGUUAUUGGAGUGACGAUCGCUGUGCUUGGGACUUUGCUUGCUGCUUUGAUCAAAAGGAAAUGUUGAAUUUUCAAUAAACAUAUGUGCACCAAUGA